AUGGGUUCAAAAACUGCAAACAAAGACAUAAUCACUCUCCGUGGAUCCUCUGCCAUUGUAUGCGAAUUUUUCGGUUAUGCAACAAACAGUAUUCUGCACCUUAACGGUGUUUAUCCUGAAGAAACUUUUGAAAGAGUGAGGAAACAUGAACACCAAUUGUUCCUUUCUACGAAAGUGGGUGUUCAGUUAUACUUAUCAACGUUUGAUAAGCAGAUUUCCGAAUGGCUGGAAGCUGGGAGGUUGCAUAAAAUUGAACUUCUGAUUAUGACUAAGGCCACCAAUGAAGUACUUCAGAGUUGGAACUUCAGUAUAGAGACUGAUGGUGAAGCUGCUGAAAAAGGUUUAAGGGAGAAGAGUGAUAAAGAAAUCAUGAAUGAGAUUAGAGGUGUUCUGAGACAUAUUUCAGCCACCUUCACAUUCUUGCCUCCUCUUAAUGAACCAUGCAUCUAUCAUGCGGUGGCACAUAUUGAUAAGGAUGUUGUUGAAGUACCAUUUGAAUGGGAAAAGAAUGUUUCUAAAAGCAUAGCAAAUCCUGAUGUGGAGAUCUUGCGUGGUUUCAGUACUGAAAUACAUAAGGUUGCCUCUUUGGUUUUUUUCAAGAAGCGAAAAUCGGAUGACACUACGGUUCCUAAGAAGAAAUCAAAAUUGGAUGACUAG
Lactuca virosa is the source of this 657-nucleotide messenger RNA. The record is from the annotation of a GenBank genome assembly. Lineage: Eukaryota; Viridiplantae; Streptophyta; Magnoliopsida; Asterales; Asteraceae.